Messenger RNA from Chelmon rostratus (copperband butterflyfish), 1337 nucleotides. It is a transcript of the gene ctsl.1, whose product is annotated as cathepsin L.1. Gene Ontology annotation, cellular component: lysosome. Bases 86 to 1087 code for a protein of 333 amino acids. NCBI's taxonomy places the organism in Eukaryota, Metazoa, Chordata, Actinopteri, Chaetodontiformes, Chaetodontidae. Gene Ontology annotation, molecular function: cysteine-type endopeptidase activity. The record is from RefSeq and is a predicted model, not a curated record. The transcript has 9 exons. Gene Ontology annotation, biological process: immune response.
UAAGAGCGUCUGUCUGUCACAGCCCUGCAUCACCUACAGGUGGUUGUAGCUCAAACUUCACCACUCACACCGACAUAGAGGCAGGAUGAAGCUGCUGUUGGUUGCUGCUGCUCUGGCCGUCGCCAGCUGUGCCAGCAUCUCUCUGGAGGACCUGGAGUUCCACGCCUGGAAGCUCAAGUUUGGGAAGUCCUACAGCUCUCCAUCAGAGGAGGCUCAGCGCAAGGAAAUCUGGCUCACCAACCGCCGACUGGUGCUCGUGCACAACAUCAUGGCCGAUGAGGGCAUCAAGUCCUACCGCCUGGGCAUGAACUACUUCGCAGACAUGCACAACGAAGAGUACAAACGCCUGAUUUCCAAAGGCUGCCUGCGCUCCUUCAACGCUUCCCUUCCUCGCCGUGGCUCUACUUUCUUCCGCCUGCCUGAAGGCAUCGAGCUGCCAAACACUGUUGACUGGAGGGAAAAGGGAUACGUCACUGAUGUCAAGGAUCAGAAGCAGUGUGGCUCCUGCUGGGCCUUCAGUGCAACUGGCUCGCUGGAAGGUCAGAACUUCAGGAAGACUGGGAAGCUGGUGUCUCUGAGCGAGCAGCAGCUGGUUGACUGCUCCAGCGACUAUGGCAACAUGGGUUGCAUGGGAGGCCUGAUGGACAAUGCCUUCAACUACAUCCAAGCCAACGGAGGGGUAGACACAGAGGACUCCUACCCUUAUGAAGCUCUGGAUGGUCAGUGCCGCUUCAAGCCCGACGCCGUUGCUGCCAAAUGCACAGGCUAUGUCGAUGUGAGCCAAGGUGACGAGGAUGCCCUGAAGGAGGCCGUGGCCACCAUCGGACCUGUGUCUGUGGGCAUUGAUGCUUCUCAGCUCUCCUUCCAGCUCUAUCAGUCAGGAGUGUAUGAUGAGCCACAAUGCAGCAGCUCAGACUUAGACCACGGUGUGCUGGCUGUGGGCUACGGCACCGACAACGGACGUGACUUCUGGCUGGUCAAGAACAGCUGGGGUCUAGGUUGGGGAGACAAGGGAUACAUCAUGAUGACCAGGAACAAACACAACCAGUGUGGCAUUGCUACAGCAGCCAGCUACCCCCUGGUCUGAGCAGGUCCAGAACUUUCCUCAGUGAAGAGGAGAACAGUGACACAUGAUUUACUAUAAUUUAAUAGAUUUCAAGAAACUGAGUCAUGGAUCAUGUUCUUUUGUGGGUCCUUGGGAGUUAAGAGGAUGAAGAGUUCGUCUGAGCCAUGGCGCACAUUUAACAUCACUGUUUCAUGCAUGAUUGUAAAUAAAUGUAAAAAAAUAAAAUGUAUUUAGCAUAGAGAUAAAAGAAUAAACAUUUAUUUGUUUUUGA